Messenger RNA from Dracunculus medinensis (Guinea worm), 4530 nucleotides. The record is from the annotation of a GenBank genome assembly. NCBI's taxonomy places the organism in Eukaryota, Metazoa, Nematoda, Chromadorea, Rhabditida, Dracunculidae.
AUGAGCAUUAAUAAAACAAUUGCGAUUAAUUCAUUUCAACCUUCAAUGAUCCAGAAAAAGUCAUAUAUUGCUAGUGCAAUUGAAUUGCAUUAUAUAGAUCUUAUUGCAUCCAUGAAAGGCUCUACAAUUGCUGGAGUUUGUGAAUGUAUAUUUUGGACGUUGAACAAGGCGAAUAUUUUUUGUCUUUUUAAUGGGAUAACGAACCAGAAAGAAACCAUUUCUUUCAAUUUUUUUCAAAAAGAAUUAAACAGUGAAACAAAAAUACUGUGGGAAAUUAGACCAAAAAUCUGUGAAAAAACACAAAUUUUAAUUUUCGAACCAUGGGAAGAACUGCUUUUGAGGAAAAAAUCAUUUAAUGCUCAUGUCCUUAUUACAAUGAAAGUUUUAAAACAUAAAACCGAUUUGCAAUUAAAUCUACCAAAUAGUAAAAAACAAUCAGUACUAAUUAAUGAGACGAACUAUUGCUCCAGUUUUGAGAUAGCAAAGGAUUUAUCAGGCUCUAUAGAAUGUGUUUUUGUCGAAAAACCUUCCAUUCCGACUUUAUGCUGGAAUAUUUCUUCCAGAAAUGAACAAAACAGAAGAGAUAAUGGAGAUAAGAGAUUUGAUGGAGAACUGGUAGAUACGACUGAUGAUAAUACAAAGCGAAAGGAACAGGUAUUACUAGAAAAAUUCACACAUGAAGGUCAAGAAACUGAUUUUUCCACAAAGGAAAUCGAAACCCAAGUUGUUUGCUCUAGGAGUGAUGAAAACCAAGAUGCUUGCUUAGUCAUUCGCGAAUAUGCGGAAAUUAAUUUUGAUUAUGAUUUUCACAACAGAGUUGAUGCUUUGAAGCAAAACACUUUAAAGGAAAUCAGGGAUUUUAAUCUACCAAUGGAUCAAAAUUUACCAUGUAUAAUCGAAAAUUUAAUCACAAAUAUACGGAAAGCAGCCAGUGAAAAUAGCAAUUUAUGCGAGGAAGAAUAUUUGCAAUGUGGCUGUAGGAAAUUAUCAGAUCACGCAACAGUUAAUGAUAAUCAUGAAGGUUCUAUACAAUCACCAAGUAAUAUCUCACUUAAAUCUGAUGAUGCAUCUUCUUCUACAAUCACUGGUUCAUAUCUAAAAAAAUCGGAUGAUCCAAAAGAUGCCAAAUUUUUAUCUAAAAUAAAAGAAAUUAAAAAUAUUGCGAAGCAAAUGGAAACUGAACUUCGCACACCCCUUCCUAUCGACAUUUCUCCUGUUGAGGAUUUGCAAGAAUCAGAUAAUGAAGCUUUAACCAUAGAACGAGCUAUAUUUGAUAUUUCUGAAAGAAUUGCACAACAGCAGCCAGUUUCUGAUGCCCAAGCUGAAGCAAGUGAAGAGCUCUUACGAGCAACAUUAGAAGAAAUGAUAAUUAAUGCCACAAAAUCAAUAAGACAAAAUAAUAAUGUGGCAGUUUAUAAGAAACCAGUGGCAUUUUUAAAACAAACCAUAUAUGAAUUCGAGCGAUUCUUGACAGUUGACGAAGAGGUUGAAGCGAUCACUGCAAAUGUGAAUGAUAAUAAUGGUUCGACCGAAAAAAAUUUAAUCCAUUCAGAUAAUGACGACUUAAAAGCAUUAGAUGCAGAUAAAAUAUCUGCAAAACUUGUUAAUACUGAGUUGCUCCGAAUGACGCCAAUUACAACUAAUAUUCAAAAACAGUUAGCAACAUUAGAAAGUAUCUUGGAUGAGGAAGAACCAGAGGAAUCGCAUGAAUAUAAGGGAGGGGAAUGUACAAUUAAUUUUGAGCCAGAAAAAUCAGUAUCUAUGGAGCGUCAUAAAGUUCAUGGCAUGCUUAUUCAAAUAAACAAUGAGAUUAACACAAUAAAACGUUUUUGUCACAAAAACAUUUCAAAAAAAGGUGCUGAUGCAAUUAUUAAUGUGCUUCAUAAGGUUCGAAAUCACGUUGGAACUAUUACUGAUAUGAUAGCAUCAAAAAAAUCCACUUUUAAAUAUCCAUCAAAAUCUGGUUUCUUUUUCGAUAAUAAUGCCUCGAUAAAUUUCAACUUAUUCAAGCCUGAAGCAAAUGAAGUGGCAAAUGCAGUUGUGAUUUUUAAAACUGCCGUAAAUGAAUUGUACACAAGCGCUGAUGAUAUCAGUUACACUGAUUCUAGUCUGCUUUUGCCUGAAACUGAUUGCAAUCAAAAGUGGUAUCAUAACGAAAGCAAUAAUUUCAAUUUGAUGAAUGAAAGCGAAUACCGUCCCCCCCUUCCACCGCACAGAUCAAAAAUUUUCUGUACAAUGAGCGAGGAGAUACCAAUACCACCUCCACGGCCAAAAAGAAGAGAGGAAAAAAUAUUAAUUGAUUUACUAAUGAAACAGAGCCAUUUGUUUGAUGAUGCAGUUCCUCAAAAAGAUUUUAACGAUCAGGUCGAUGAAAAUCCAUUAAAUUAUGAGCCAAUUCCAGUUACUCUGGAAUGCAGAAAAAAUAAACAGAUUGAUGCGAUUUACAAGAGAAUUUCCGAAUUUACAGGAGACUUUGAAUUUAGAAACAAAGAAAAUAUCUUAAGUCAAUCUGCAAUUAAACCAAUUACCAUAAAAGGAAAAAAUCGGCUUAAUGUAUAUGACGAAACAAGUUCUGUUCAACUUCUUUGCGAAGAAUCUGAUUGCGGUACAGACAGCGAUACGCUUGGUUCACGAAUACAAAUGAAAAUACCACUGUGCAAAAUAGAUGGAGAGCAAAACAAUAUAUUUUUUGAAAAUUAUAGCAUAAAACGUGAAUUGAAAAAAAUUAAUAAGGACAGUGAAGAGAUAAAAUUUCGAAAUCUAACUUAUGAUACUAACAAAAGGAACGCUCUCAGUCCUGUUUCUAAUGCUUCAAAAAUUGAAAACUUAAAUUUUGAAGCCAUGGUUUUCAUUGAUAUAAAACAGUUUAAGGAUUUAGAGAACAAUAAUGAAUUAAAGCCAAACGAGUCAUUUCCUCAUCAAGAAGUGCAACCGCUGGAUUCUAAUAGCUACGGGAUAGUCAACCAAACUGAAUUACGGCAAAACGAAAACUCGAGGCAAGUUCAAUCAUUAACACCAUAUGUUGAUGACCCUUGUGCCAUUAGUGUUUCAAAUGUUGUAGACAUUAUGCCAACAAUUAUGGAGAAUAGCGAAAUAUCUAAGGCCACAAGUUCAGAAUCUAAAUUGACAAUGAAUGACAGUAUUAAUUCGGCAACUUUACAAGAUAAACACUCAGAUGAUGGUUCUCUAGAUCAGAAAGAAACAUGGAGUUUAACCAGCACAGAAGAAUCGGAGAGAUAUCUCCACGAAACAAUGAUGACAAACGAAACUACUUUGUGCGUGAAUUGGAGGCGACGUUCGCAGAAAUGCCGCAUUCUCGCUAUAUUCUUACCAGAUUUACAAAUAGCAACAGCAAUUUCAGUAAAUGCAGAAAAUUUUCUCCCAUAUCUCAACACGGAUAUAUUCGAAGUGGCCGUAGAACAACUAUCACAAUCAAACGGCUAUUUGAUUCGAAUAGUUGACGAUGUCAGUGAAUCAACUUCACUUGAUAUCGUCCAAAAAGUUUCAGAGCAUCUUGGUCCAGUCGUUUUACUGAAAGAUGAAGAGAAGAUGGAAGCGAGUGGAAAAUCACCAAUUUCUGAUAAUCAUCUGGUUGCUGGAAAUAAGUUUGGCUCAUACGACGUGGAUUCGAGCAUAUGUUCAGUGGAUUCGCGAGACGGAACAAAUACAGGAGUAACUGUAUCUAUCAUUGCAAGAAGUAUUCACGAUGUCAUUCAUGCUUCACUCGAAGAAAUACCCUGGGGUGAAGUGUCAAUGCAUUUGUACCAAUCUGAUAUGGCAAGAUCAUUGAGUUUAUGCGAUUCGGAAAACAAAAAUAACUCAUUAAUCCAGACUAUUACUGUCUCAGAAAAGAAUGAUACAGAGACUAGAUCUGUAUAUUCUCAUGAAUCCUUACGAUCAUCUCAACGAUCGUUAGAUAUCUCUGAAAGAACAGAUAAAUUCAAUAGUACACUCAAUCUUAAUAUCCCUAAUUACCUUAUCAGAGAAGGUUCCACAGCAACGAUAACAUGCGAAUUUAAUAAUUUUCUUUGCCCAGGGAGUAUAAUUAAUUGGUAUAAAGGCAAUAUCAAAGUCGAAUUAGUUCGAGGAAAAACUGAUCGUAUCAGUCACGAUUUGCUUGAAGUUCUAGUUAUAUCGCAGGUUACGCAAAGUGAUAGUGAUAUUUACAGCAUACAAGUUAACGAUGAUUUGUAUCCCGUUGCAUGUCUUAUUAUAGAGGAAGAAAGUGGGGAAAAAGUAGAAGCUAGAUUUUUAAGCCCACCUCAAACAUUCUUUGUGAUGGAAGGACAGCCAUCAGUUAUUUCUUGCCAAAUAGAAGGUGAUAAUAAGGUGAUGUGGUGCAAAGAUAGGCAGCUUGUUGAGGAAAACGAGCGGCUGAAAAUGGAAACAACAGAUGAUGGUUAUCACAAGAUUAUAAUCGACCGAACUGAACUUAGUGAUCAAGGAACAUAUUAUGCUUUUCUUGACGAUCAUUUUACAACUAUAACUCUUGUUGUUGAAGGUAACUUACUUGUUUCGCUAGAUCGCUAG